AUGAGCAUAUCGAACGAUCGACAAUGCGCGGGACUGCUUGGGGGCUCGGGCGACGGUGGACAAUACGAGGACUAUAUAAAUCCUGCGAUGAUGCUUGCUGGCGGAGUUGCGAUGAAUAUCGUGAGCUGGAAUAGCCUUAUGGAUGGGGUGAGAGCAAGAAUGGGGACGACAGCAGUCGCAGGGCCGGAAAAUCACAAUUCGAUGCGAUGCGAUGCGAUGCGCCUAGAAAGGAAACCAGAUGA
Messenger RNA from Hymenoscyphus albidus, 242 nucleotides. NCBI's taxonomy places the organism in Eukaryota, Fungi, Ascomycota, Leotiomycetes, Helotiales, Helotiaceae. The record is from the annotation of a GenBank genome assembly.